Aureobasidium subglaciale EXF-2481 is the source of this 3546-nucleotide messenger RNA. RefSeq lists its product as uncharacterized. The record is from RefSeq and is a predicted model, not a curated record. Gene Ontology annotation, biological process: regulation of GTPase activity; signal transduction. Gene Ontology annotation, cellular component: cytoplasm. Bases 1 to 3546 code for a protein of 1181 amino acids. NCBI's taxonomy places the organism in Eukaryota, Fungi, Ascomycota, Dothideomycetes, Dothideales, Saccotheciaceae. The transcript has 6 exons.
AUGGACGCCGACAACAACUCAAACUACCCCGAAUCUCCCAUGGAGGAGGAUGAGGUCUUCUUGUGCAAAGGCUGCGGCGAGAUUCUAGAACAGGGGCGAGCCUUUGAGCUUGCUGGCCACCGAUGGCAUCUGGGCUGUUUCCGCUGCCACUCUUGUGCCACACUCCUCGAUUCCGACGCCAACCUACUACUACUGGGUGAUGGCUCCCUCAUUUGCAACAACUGCACAUACAGCUGCGACUCUUGCGGCAACAAGAUCGAAGAUCUUGCGAUCCUGACGGGCGAACAAGCCUUCUGUGCCACUUGCUUCAAGUGCCGCAACUGCAAGAGGAAGAUCGAGAAUCUGCGUUAUGCGCGUACCAGCCAGGGCAUCUUCUGCAUGAAUUGUCACGAGAGCCUGAUGGCAAGGCGGCGGAAAAGGGCAAAAGCUUCAAAACAAAUAGCGGCUGGGGCCAGCAACCCAUUGGUGCUGGACAAGAGUCUUCCUGCCCUCCCUCCCAGCGCCGUCCCACAGAGUGCUCUGCGCGAGGCUUCACCCUCGGGCUCUUACUCAAGUGACCACCUCAAGGCCAGCCAUGAUAGGAAGCGGGAUACGUCGCCCAUGUCCAUGUCUGACGACAGCAAGAAAGACACCCUCACUCUACCAGCUAGCACAUACAAGCAGGAGCGCGCCUCGACCAUGUCAUCUAACACCAUGACCACCAUGUCCGAUGUUGACGACGGCUUCUUGCCUAUGGCCUACGAUCCCAACCCUGCUCCUCCCCCUCUGCCACGCCGCUCGCACCCAGAAUCUACGCCGAGGAUGUCGGAUAACCUUUCUCCUCAGGGUGCUCUCUCGAGAUCCGAGAGAAACCGACCCUCGUCCUCCCGAUCCGUCUCUACUGAGCGCGACAGCAUCCGCAGUCCUGGCGUUACCCAUGCCGAUAGGACUCGUCAGCAGGGCCUCCGCAACGUGUCGGGCAACAGCACCCCCGUUACUACACCAGCCGUUGCUUCGCCAUCCUCCGUCACCAGCCAGCAGCGUCCUCGUCUACCGACUACAAAUAGUGCGAACUUCGGCUUGGCCCCGCCGGAACCAUUCAAGCUGCAGGAUGUGCCUCGCGAUCGUAGAGUGUCGCGCAACAGUCCUCGUGUUGGCAAGAAUUCGCCCACCUCUCUAGACACCCAAACGCAAUCUAGACACACCCCUACAGACUCGAAUCUGUCUCUUUCACCCGCCUCUGUGGAUACGCCUAGUUCGAGUAUCAAUCCCUUCGAUGACCCCAAGCUCCGCGAAGCUUCGUCGACUGCUGGCCCACCAGCUGCAAAGCAUCCUGCCAGGGGUGAUUCCCUGCCACCUGCCACAGAUAAAACACACACCUCGCGCGUCGCUUCCCCCGAAACGACACCCGCCCUCAAGCAAGCCGAUGCUGCUCACGAACGAAAACAAUCAGCAACCUCCGCUCAGUUUGUCGAUGCUCCGUCCCAUCCACGCACUGAGGCCGAAUCUACCACUGCAAGUGGCAUUGAGGUACCAAUGGCACCACCCAGAGCUGCCAAUCGCCCUUCUGCUCCGAGCAAGUCUGUCGCCAAUGAUGAUUUCAUUGCUCCUAGGUUGCCGCCUGCACCACCUGCUACUGAGCGACCUCGCGCUGAAUCUGUUGGCAACCCUCAGCUUGAUCAUAAUCCUGCAGCUUCGCCAAGAGUCUGGCGUACACAUCUACCAAAGCAUAGCGCUGGGGAAGCCUUCUCUAUGGAAGAAGAAAUGUCCCGCAUCUUGAGGGGUGAUGAGCAGAAAAGGAAAGAAAACGAGCAUGCCGGUGUACUUCGCCGUGUUUCCAAUGCCGUGAAACAUGGCAGAAGCUUCAGCGAUAAAUCGAUACCGCUCCAGAAGACGCCCACAAUCAGCUCGGCUGACAUCAGUAGUCCCAUCCUCAUCACCAGCCCGAUAUCCUCGCCUGGUCAGAUGGAUGUGGCUUCUCUGAAAUCCCAACUACGCCGCGCUCAGCAGAAGAUCGCCGAGCUCGAGGCCGAUAAGCUCGGUCUCGAGGAGAAGAUGGACACAUCCGCAGACAUCAAGCAGGUUAACACCGAACUGCGUGAGAAACGCUCGACCAUGGCAUUCCUUGACACUCAGCGUGAGAUGGUUGUUCGUGAGCUCGAAAUCAUGACCGAGCAUUUGACCAGAGCCAAGGAGGACAACAAGCCGCUGGACAUCAGUCAGCUGAAGUCUGAGAUCUUGCAAGACUUUGCACAUUCCUUACAGAAGUUGAAGGACAAUCUCGGUUCUCAGAUUGAGGAUCUCGUACACAAGAGAAACGAACUUACCGAUGACAUUACCAACCUAAUUCAAGUCAAGGACAAGGGUCUGCAAGAGUUUGAAUCCUUGUCUUCGAAGAACCUUCAGUUGGCCGAGCUGAACAACCAGCUGGUCAGCGGCAUUCAAGAUAUGUACAAAUCUCACAAUGUCAAGAACGGCAGUAUGGAUCGAUCGCCCCUUACUAAUGGCCUGGGCAUUUACAACGGCUCGAGUAGGGGCGACAUGACCUCGUUGCAUUCAUCUUCUUUGCAAGAGUCAUCUAGUCUUCAUGAUUUAAUGCCACACGCAGCGGACGCAGAGCCAGCCACUGUUCUCACAGCACCACAAGUGGUCAACAUCCGCAAAGGACAGCCCAAAAAGUUUAAUUGGAAGAAAGGAUCGUCUGGUCUGGCUAAGAAUGUCACCAAAGGCAUCAAGGGUGCAUUUGCCGGAAGCAACGAUCGUGGUGUGCCUAUCAAAGCUGAUGGCACUUAUGACAUCACUGGUAUGCCCUACUCUCAGAUGCAGGCAGGCCCUGGCGCGAUUAUGGGCGAUCAACCCCUAAGGACUGGUGACGCCAAGGGCUUCGGUUUCUUCUCGUCUGGGCAGAAGAAUGGUAUGAAGCCUCCAGGAACCCUUGGAAAGAAUGGCAGCAGUUCAAACCUGCUUGCCGAACCCCCAUCCGUAUUGUUCGGUUCUGACCUUCGCGAACGCUGCGACUAUGAGAAGCGAAUCUUGCCCUCAAUCGUCACUCACUGCAUCGAAGAGGUCGAGAGACGUGGUAUGGACAUGGAAGGAAUCUACAGAAAAUCUGGCGGAAGUGGCCAGGUUAAGCUCAUUCAGCAAGGUUUCGAAAAGGAUGGUAUCUACGACAUCGCGGAUCCAGACCUCGAUAUCCACGCUGUUACGAGCGCGCUGAAGCAAUACUUCCGCAAGCUACCCAACCCACUAAUCACCUACGAGACUUACGAUCCGUUGCUCGAGGCUGCCCAAAUCACAGAAAAGGAGAAGCAGAUUGCUGGCAUCAAAGCAGCGCUGGAGGCCAUGCCGCAAGCCCACCAUGAUGUGUUGGAGUACCUGGUACAGCAUCUAUGCCGUGUGGUCAAGCAGGAGUCAGAGAACUUGAUGACACCGCUCAACCUCUCAGUCGUUUUCGCACCUACGAUUUUGCGACCCCUGAGCAUUGAACGCGAAAUGUCGGACAUGCAAGCUCAGCGUAUGGCAGUGCAGGCGCUGCUCGAACACGCUGAUGCCAUUUUCGAGAAUUAA